This is a messenger RNA of Procambarus clarkii (red swamp crayfish), 1664 nucleotides long. The record is from RefSeq and is a predicted model, not a curated record. Lineage: Eukaryota; Metazoa; Arthropoda; Malacostraca; Decapoda; Cambaridae.
GGUUAAGGAUGUAGAGUGCCAGGUGGGGAGCGAGGCAGACAGUUGUAGGAGGGUAGUACCAGGAACACUGGCAGACUAGGCCAGGGUCAGGCUCAAGGUGAACUGGGGCUCCUGACGCCGCAUGAGGCCUUUACCCCGAUUAGCUAGUUUCAUCUGAGUGGCAGGUGAUGGCAGGUCUGUUGCUGUGUUGGCAAGACUCCGAGUGAACGAUGACUGCAGUAAGUGAUGAAGAUGGUGUGCUGGUGCAGAAGAAAGCGACUGUUGAGGAUUCGGAUGACUCUGUGACACUGCCUAUCCCCGAGCUGCUGCCCGCUGCCAGACUUGAUUACACAUUACCUACUAUGAGUUUUUCUGGUGACGAAGAUGAGAGUAGUCAUCAGACAGCACCUAUUAAGGAUCCUGAUAAAAAUCAAGUAAAAACUGUAGGGGAAAGAAACGGAGACAAAUUAGAGGUGUGUGAAGGCUGUUUGCGUCGACGAAGUGAGCAUCGCUUGUCAAGCAGUGAUCGCCGUUCAUUACAUGGCAUAAAAUACCCACCAUUUCUGGAAUAUUCACUGGCUAAUUUGCACCUUUCUCCUGGGAAAAAGAAGCCUUUGCUCAGGAAAAGUAGGUUGGCAGUUUUGGGUGCUAAAUAUAGUUUAGAGGUGCGUAGUAGUAGCCUCACAGGGAUAAUUUUGGAGCUAGUAAGUCCAUUUAAAGAUAUAGGUAAUAAAGAGUCACCCAAGAAAGAAGUUGCUUCAGAAAUUGGUAAAAUCCCUAAGAUAUCUAGUGAUGUUUGUUUGUUAAAUGUUGGAACAUCUGCACCAGGUGUAUUUAAUGUUCCUAAAUCAGGCUUGUUUGAAUCAUUGAAUAAGAAAACAGAGGCAAAAGACUUUGCAAGUGUGUCUCAGGGCAAUAAGAGUUUGAGCAGUGAUAGUAAAUAUAGUGCAAACAAGAAACUAGAGUUUUCUCCUCAUGGGUGUAAACACCGCAGUCAACCCAAGUCACGUAGAGUAUUGUAUAAAAGACGCUGUCGGCGAAGGUUAACAGAGGGAGAACUACCAGACCUUAAAAGUCUCUCGCUCACAGAGACACUGGAAAGUGGCACCGUUCGUUCAUGCUCACAACAAGCUCGCAGUGCAGACUAUGAAGAUGUUACUAUGGAUGAACUUGCAGCAUAUCUUGAUAACUUUCUCUACCUCCCAAAGAAGAUGUCUCACAUGGCAGAAAUGAUGUAUACGUGAAAUAUGCCCAAUUAAUAAGUCAAAAUGAGUGUAUAACUCCAGCUCAUCACCACUUCAUUAGAAACUUCCCACUGGCAGCUGAAUAAUCACAGUUCGUAUACUUUAUGUAAACAGCUUUUCUUUACUAUAUUUUGUAUUGCUUUUAGGUUUAAUAGUUUGCCUGGCAUUUGCCGGUAUAUGGUUUAUUGCAAUUAUAUUUGUUUUGAUAUCUAAGGACUUUCAUUAAUUAUUAAAAUGUUUCAUACUCGGAAUUGGAGAAGGAUCUUGUACUUACAAGAAUAUAUAAUAUCCUGAAAUUUGUUUAAAUUUAUAAUAGAUUGGCUGAGGCUUCCAGAUAGCAUCAUAUGUUUGGAUCUUUCUGCUUUUUUGGACUUUAAUUUGUAUUAAUACAAAGUUAAUUUUACACCUUUUGUAGGGCCUAUACCUGUUGCAACAUAUAAA